Phytophthora infestans T30-4 is the source of this 1917-nucleotide messenger RNA. Its product is annotated as kinesin-associated protein, putative. Gene Ontology annotation, biological process: cilium organization; microtubule-based movement. Gene Ontology annotation, molecular function: kinesin binding. Gene Ontology annotation, cellular component: kinesin II complex; axoneme; ciliary transition zone. Bases 1 to 1917 code for a protein of 638 amino acids. The transcript has 4 exons. NCBI's taxonomy places the organism in Eukaryota, Oomycota, Peronosporomycetes, Peronosporales, Peronosporaceae. The record is from RefSeq and is a predicted model, not a curated record.
AUGAGCAGCUCCCGCACGAGCUCCAGUCGUGGUCCAAGUCGUGGGAACAAGAGCGAGAAGCCUCGCAAAAUUACAGCCAAGGCGGAUGAGCUGGACGCCUACAUGGAGAAACUUUACGAUGACGAUGUCGAGUCCAAGCUGCAGGGCGCCAAGAUGAUCCUUGAACUGGCAGAGUAUGCAGGCAACAUUGAAGUCCUCGUGCAGAAUGAAUCACUCAUGAGCCUGUUGUCGCGUGUUCUGAAUGACGACUACAAGAAAAGCUACGACUUUUCGCUCAUCAUGAUGCGUAUCUUCUGGUGCUUCUCCAACUUCCUACAGUUACAUGCGCUACUGGCUAACUACCGCAUUGGGGCUAUCACACUGAAGAUCGUCGAGUUUGAGCUUAAGCGUCACCAGCUACGUCUCGAAGAGGGAAAAAUGCUUGAAGCCACCGCACAUGAGGCCCCAACAGACGAUACCGACUUUGCGCUAGCAAAGCUUGACCGUGAGAAGAAGCGCAACAAAAAGCGCAUGAAAAAGCAAGACCAACUGUUCUGUGUGUGCUUCAGCGUGCUGCUGAACCUGGCAGAAGACAUUCAUACCGAGCGCAAGAUGGUCAAGCGCAAGAUUGUGAUUUUCCUGACUAAGUUGUUGGAUCGUGUAGCACCCGAUCUGGUAAUUCUGACUAUCACAUUCCUCAAGAAGUUGAGCAUUUUUGAGGAAAACAAGGACGCAAUGAUGGAGCUUUCAGUGGUGGAAAAGCUAGUGCGAUACCUCAAUUGUAACCACGACAAACCCAUCCAGACAUCACUCAAACUGCUGUUUAACUUGUCCUUCGAUCCAACGCUUCGCGAAGUGCUGGUGAGAAAUAGUCUUAUCCCGAAGCUGGUGGAGCUACUGAAGAAACCUCCUUUUCGAGCGCUUUCCCUACGAAUCCUUUACCACCUCAGCAUCGACGAUCGAUGCAAGUCAAUGUUCACAUACACAGAGGCAGUCCCAAUCGUCAUGCAACUGGUAAUUAAUUUCCCACAGAAUAUCGUGGCGAAGGAGCUGGCUGCGCUGUCUGUGAACCUCAGCCACAACGCGCGCAAUGCCGAACUCAUGUGCCAGAACCGUGGUCUAGAAGCUCUUGCUUCACGUGUAUUUCGCACUCGCGACCCGCUGCUGAUGAAGGUGAUUCGAAAUAUUGCACUGUGGUCGUACACGCUGCAGGAAGAUUUGGUCAGCGACAAGGCGUACAAGUAUCGAGGCAUGUGGGCCCCCUUCGUGGUCCCAUUUAUCGAGCUAUGUCUUACUACUGACAACCACGACUUUUCUGUUGAAGUUGUAGCGACGCUAGCAAACAUGACGCCAAGUGAUCUACCGUCGAAGGGUUCAUGGGACAGAUUGGUGACAGACCAUUCUGUUAUCCCGCUACUCAACAAACUCCUUGUACCGGGCUUUUCACAAGAUGACAUGAUUUUGGAAGUCGUACUGUUUGUUAGCACGCUCGCAUUGGAACCAAAGUGUGCUCCUCUGCUGUCAUCAUCUCGACUUGUGCGCACGCUGCACUCACUAUUCCAAGAGAAACAGCACGACAACGAGCUCACCUUACAGAUCCUUUAUGCAUUUUAUCGCAUGCUGAGGCACCCCGAUACGUUUGAAGAUAUUCUCUUUGGUGUCGGCUUUGUGCCGGACUUGCUUCUCGCUGCUGAUGCGCCGAAUAUUGAAGUGCGCCGGAUGUGCGACGUUCUCAUGGACUUGAUUCUCGAUCAUGACCUCAACGACGGAGGGACCAUCGGGGACCUUGGGCAUCUCAUUCGGCAGCGCCGGUUCGAAAUUCAUAAUGCCGAAUACCUCGAGAUGAUUCACGCUGAAACACACAGCGCAGUAUUCCGCAGACACCACGGGAUGGAUGACAACAGCGGCAAGGAAGACAAGGACGGCGACGAUCACUAA